Messenger RNA from Branchiostoma floridae (Florida lancelet), 2205 nucleotides. Its product is annotated as protein FAM199X-B-like. The transcript is spliced from 8 exons. The record is from RefSeq and is a predicted model, not a curated record. NCBI's taxonomy places the organism in Eukaryota, Metazoa, Chordata, Leptocardii, Amphioxiformes, Branchiostomatidae. The coding region runs from base 371 to 1444 and encodes 357 amino acids.
CAAAGAAGUCCACGUGACUCUAUUUUCCCGGGAACGAUAUUAAUAGUACUUCCGGUUUCUUUGUUCCACGUUGAAUAUUCGGGCGUGAAUUUUGCCAGCCUGUUAGGAAUUUGUUGCCGGAAUUGUCGAGAUUUAGGCAACAUUGUCGUGAUUUGGACGUGCAGGCGGGAACAGGGGGUUGUCCUUAUGUUUCCGGACUUAGUUUGAUAUUUUCUUGCCGACGGGUUAACGCGAGACGAGACCAGACAGGGAGAGCCAAAGCCCGCGACUAGACUCGGUAUUCCUGCAACGCGCUCCCAGUGGCGCUUGCCAGGACGUGGGCACAUUUUGUUUCUCCUACGGCAAGUGUAAACCCAAAAUAACACAGAAAAUGCUUAUGGAGCCGACCUUAACGACUGCUGUGGCAAGCCCAUGGGGCUCCCAGUUGCCACCCAGAGAACCAGAGGCAGCCCCUCAUGUGUACCACAAGUACCUGGACACAGGGGACCUGGACGCAGACAUCCAGGCAAUAGAGGCAGAGAUAGAGAGAGUUAAACAAGAGAAACAGGUGACUCAGGAAUACAGAAGAAACCUGUCGACGGGAAACAGCGCGUCCUGCUCGACCUCGGUCGCCAGCUCCGAGUACGACGCGGAUGAGGACACCAUCAUCGAUGUUGGAGGCAUCUCGGAUAACUUCUUCAGCGGGUCCGAGUCAGAUUACUUAAACACGUCCAUCUUGAACCUUCUGGAAGAUGGAAACGCAACAGACCAUGUUUCUUUGAGCACCUUUGAGUUGUCAGACAGUGACCUGGACCUACAAGUGACAAACAACAACGUGAAUGCAACACAGAGUAAUGACAACAACAAAACAGAGAGCAUCCCCAUCCUACCAAACCCACCCAGCCCUCCCAAGAAGAAGAGAAAACACUUGGACAACGUCCCAUGGACUGACAUGUCGGAUGAAGAACAGAUCAGCGUGGUGGAGACCCUGAGUCACGUGAUCAGUAACAGCAUGGGCCUACGGGAACAGCUGGAGGUCAUACGAAUCAUAAGUCCUGAUGCCAAAAUCCACCCCACAGACAGCGAGUUUGUCAUAGAUCUAGAUGUGAUAGAUGAUGAGAAACUGCAGCAGGUGCGGAACUAUGUGAAGACUUGUAUAGACAAGAGAAGUAAAGACUGCAGCUCGGCCUCCAGCAGCUGCAGUGAGUCCAGCAGCAGUGGCUGCAGCAGCUCCAGCGAUGGCCAUGUGCACGCCAUGACUCAGGCGGAGAAGACUAAGGAAUCAAAGAGACAAUCUCGUGAAAGAAGAAACCAGCUGAAAGCACUGAGACAGAGACAGAAGAAAGAACACAGACAGGCCAUGAAGGAGAAAAGAAGUGGAUUUUUUGGCAAGGAGGAGGUCCUUAAUUUGCAGAGGGUAAAAGAAGAGGAGGAGGAGAGUCUAGAUGUGGACAUACUUGGAUGACAUCACGCUCCCGUGGGAGUUUGCUACCAUAAAAUUUGUUUUUGACAAGUCUGUCCAGUUGCAAUCCCAUUGUGCUGCAUUGUUGCAGAAAGUUCUCAACAUGGUACCAAAUUAGAAGAAACCUGUAGCAUUUCAUUUCGGUAUCAACAGAGCAUUGUAGUCUUCCAGUAGAGGUUGGGAAUUUCAGAUGAUUGCUCUUAUACGAAAGUUGCUCUGUGUAUUAGUUUGGCAAGGCUGCAGAAUUUGUGUAUUGCGAGAUGAUUCAAAAGUCACUGCACACAGUAGCAAGGGUUAUCUUUGAAUUUGUGAUAUUCUAUAAGAGAUGCUCCAAGUCAAAGGAAUAAAUCUGGACCCACCCUAGCUUAGUACCAAACAAAACUGAUGUAUGUUGGGUCUUUGAUACUUAUGUUUGCUUGGGAUUCUGUUUGCUAAAGCUAUCAUUUCUUCUUGAUAACUGAGAAUGGCCGACAUCAGAGCUCUACAAAAAUUAUGACUCCAAGAUCAUCACAUUUAUUAUGACUUGUAUCAUCAUUUUUUUAAGAAUUCUUUUCUACUCAAACCUUUCUUCGAACGCUGAGUUUGUUACGUGAUGAUGACUUUCUGCAAUAAAUGGCUACAGUAUCUCUCUAUGACUUAACUACCACACAGAACAUGGUCAUCUGCAUUGUGUUCAUCCCUCUUGGAUAAAGACAAAAGAUGUACUUACCUGAACCAAAUAUGUAGUAUUUAUUCAAUAUUAACUGAUAUGAAAGAGUAAAAAA